Molecule: messenger RNA, 1558 nt
Organism: Cryptomeria japonica (Japanese cedar)
Lineage: Eukaryota; Viridiplantae; Streptophyta; Pinopsida; Cupressales; Cupressaceae
Product: zinc-finger homeodomain protein 2
Exons: 2
Coding region: 366-1073 (235 amino acids)
Biological process (GO): regulation of developmental process; regulation of DNA-templated transcription
Cellular component (GO): nucleus
Molecular function (GO): transcription cis-regulatory region binding; DNA-binding transcription factor activity
Source: RefSeq, a predicted model, not a curated record
AACCCGUUUGGGAUCUCAAUCACCAUGCUUAAUAUUAGUCUUCUACCAGAUAUAGUAAAGCACCAGAAGAAAGAGAAAAACAACAAGAGCCGAAGAAGAAAAAGCCCAAAUCUUUUCCUGUUUAGAUUAAACAAAAGAUAAGAAUUGGGAAGAUUAUUGAUUAGCGGGGUUUACCAGGAGUCGUAAUGUUUUUUCUUUGGAGGAAUUUGGUUUGGAUUUAAGUUAGAUUAAGCAAAAAGUUUAAUUGGGAAGAUCACCGAUUAGCCAGAUUUAGCAGCGGAUUAUUGAAAUGACGGAAUCGUGAUGAUUUUUUGGUUUAGCAGACAGUUUGGUGGGUAGUUUUGAUAGAUUAAGUGGGUGGUGUGAUGGAUCAAAACAACAAUAAAAAUGUAGCGGUUGGUGCCUUACAGGUCCCGGGUUCGAAUCCCGUAAACCCAGCGGCCCCCCCGUCCAGGUUGCAGGUUUAUGAGUUUAAUGAAAAGGAUGUGAAGAGCGAGAGGAAUUGUUCAGGGGCUGAAAAUGCUGUUAACCGGCAUAAGACCGUCCGCUACAGGGAGUGCCUGAAGAAUCAUGCGGCUAGCAUAGGGUCACAUGCUGUAGACGGGUGUGGGGAGUUUAUGGCGGGCGGGGGCGAAGAAGAGGCGCUGAAAUGCCAGGCGUGUGGGUGUCACAGGAACUUCCACAGGCGCGAGGUGGAUGGCGCGUGGUCGUAUGGGGGCCUGGUUAGGCCCUUCGCGGCUGCUCCUGCUAUGGAGGGUCACGUGAUGUUGGGGGAGGAGGGUCACGUGAUGUUUGGGGAUGAAGGUCACGUGACUGAGGAGGGUCACGUGAGGAUGGGCAUGGGGAUGGGGCACGUGAUUGCAGGCAUUUCGAAGAAGCGGUUUAGGACCAAGUUUAGUGGGGAGCAGAAGGAGAAGAUGUGCGCUUUUGCUGAGCGUUUGGGGUGGAGGAUUCAGAAACAGGAUGAACCUGCUGUUGCUCAGUUUUGCAGUGAGGUGGGUGUGAGAAGGAAUGUUUUGAAAGUUUGGAUGCAUAAUAACAAGAAUACAAUGGGGAAAAAUCGGAGCCAGUAAUGGAUGAACUGAGGGAUUCAUGGGUUUGGUUUUCUGUAUAUGUGUAUGACUGAGCUCUUGGUCUCUGAUAUAGGUACCCAUUAUUUUUUCAUGAUCUUGGGUUAUUUUUGACUGUCUGAUUUACCAUCAUCAGCUGACAGCACUUUGUUAAGGAGUCCAAGAUGAUACAUGGCUUCACUAUGUGCAAACACAGUAGUUAGUUCAUAUGUUUUUCUGAGACUUUGUCUUGGAAACGUCCUUCAGAUCGAGAUGUAAAAUAAAUAUAUGAUGUAAACAUAAGGUAAACGAAGGUGGAUUAUAUAUUUAGCUAAUGUUUUUUCACAUGCUCUCCUAUUAAUAAAAGCUUUUUUCUUUUAAGUGUUUUCUAAGAUAACUGCUUCCCUUCUCUCUAUUCUAAGCUGCUUGUACAUUUCAGACACUAUUGACCUACUCUUGUCAAUUGUUAAGACAUUUUUAUAUUAUAAUUCAACUUCUCCUUUCCUUUU